GUCUUUAAAAUCAACAGGACCCAUCUUCCAGUUAAUUACAUUAACAGUAUGUUCGGUAUGUGUAAAGGAAAAUCUCGGGGUUCAUUCAACAUUCGUAAUAUUGUACAAUUAGAAGUGUUUAUGUCUAUAAUUUGUUUAAAAAUACUCGUAUUAAAUUAAUAAAAUAAAGUACAUAUUAAUUAGUAUAUAAAGUUAUUUGAAAUGGACCAAACUGUAUUCGAUGAUUUUACUCAAAAUUCCAAUACUUAUUGUCACUAUUCCGAUCAAUUGAAAUCGUCUCCGAUUUACGAACAAUCUACAGAAAUUCGCAAUCAAAAUAUUUCGAACGAUUUUGGAAAUUCUUAUCAAUAUCAACAAUUUUUAUGUUAUCUACCCACCAACGUUAAAUACAUUAAUAAUUAUUACGAAGAUAUAGGAAACGUCGAAGGAAAAGAAUAUUUAGACGCCGCCUCGUGUUCAGAUGAUUGCAGAGAUAACAGGGACGUCGAAUGUUUGACAAAACCACGGAAAGAACGAACGGCUUUUACGAAAAAUCAAAUUCGAGAAUUAGAAAAAGAAUUUUUACAUUCGAAUUAUUUAACGAGAUUGAGAAGAUACGAGAUUGCUGUUGCUUUAGAUCUAACAGAAAGACAGGUGAAAGUAUGGUUUCAAAAUAGAAGAAUGAAAUGGAAAAGAAACAAAUCUGGAGAGAGGCAAAUUAAAUCGAAACACGUUAAAAUUAUUUGAUGAAAUCAAAAUGCCUAUAAUAAGAAUAACUUAUGUAUACUUUUUGUAACUAUAUCCAACUUUAAUUUAGUGAAUUAA
Molecule: messenger RNA, 804 nt
Organism: Diorhabda carinulata
Lineage: Eukaryota; Metazoa; Arthropoda; Insecta; Coleoptera; Chrysomelidae
Product: homeobox protein MOX-2
Exons: 4
Coding region: 202-726 (174 amino acids)
Biological process (GO): positive regulation of transcription by RNA polymerase II
Cellular component (GO): nucleus
Molecular function (GO): DNA-binding transcription factor activity, RNA polymerase II-specific; RNA polymerase II cis-regulatory region sequence-specific DNA binding
Source: RefSeq, a predicted model, not a curated record